AUGUCCAAAGCCAAAACCGCCCGGCCACGCGAUAAAGCAUCCCCUGGCGCCGGCCAGAACAACGCCUACGGCUCAGACUUUGUUCGCAAACGGCAGAGUAGUUCUAACUCGCCUCGACUCGACUUCGAAACGACCUUCGAUGACCCCAGAACGACGACGACAAUAAUGACACGCAGGACCCGAUUUGUCUUGUUAUCUGCGCUCGUAAUUUUUAUUCUCUUCGUGGUUGUUCCGCAUCUUCGACGGGGAUCGACAGGGACGACGACGUGGAACAAUGCCGGUGGUUUCGAGAACAAGGAUGAGCUGAGCGGUGCUGCUGGAACGCUGCAGGACGACGAACGCGGGAUACGAAUAACAAAUACGAAUAAUAGCCCUAAUGUGACGAGUGACGGGCUUUGUACCGAAGAGAGUUGUUUCAGGGGCGCUUGGAAGCCAAGGCGCCCCCCUUUGGCGAAGAUUGACGAGGUGGAGCCUUGGAAGGGGUGUCCAAGCUCGCUUCGAGGGGCUACGAAGGAAGAGGAGAGGAAGGCUAGCGAGAGGCGGCUGCUGGAUGUGUUGAAUUGGGUGUGGGUUCCGGACGAGGGCACACUGGCCGACUGGGACCCAGAGGCGUUCGUCGUUCGACUCUUGAAGAGUCCCGGAGGAUUGGUUUCUGUCGGAGACGAUAUCUCGAAGCGCCACUUCGAAGCUCUGAUCGUUUUAUUAAAACGAAGCGUUGCGCUGGAGCUGUUCACCUCAGACCAGCAAUCCUUCCGGCGCAAGCAUGUCACACAAUACAUCCUCGCACCCAAUGACCCCGGCACUCAGCGCAUCUACGAGCGUGCAGGGGUCCCAGAUUCACGAAUAAAUCGACCUAUUCUGACGAUGAUUGAAGACAGUCUGCUGGUCAGUGACACAGAUCUCUUGACCAUUGUGCAACGACUUGGUGGGGUCAAUGGGAACCAGCGUUGGUCGCCCAGAUUGCCCAGGGUUGACCGCUGGCCUGUCCUAGUCGAGGAUUUAGCUGCUCCGGUGGACGACGAACGGGAAUCAGUUACAGCUGACACGAUCCUCCUACUCAACACGGGUAUCCACUGGUCGCGUGAACACCUCACCCUCCUCAAACCCCGCGCCAACCCCCUCGCGGAACAAAACUACCUCACCGAAGCCUACCGCCAAAUGCUGCGUACCGUCAGCGAAAGCCUCAAACCCAUAUCCAACCUCUCCAUCUACUACCGCGCCACCACACCUGGCCAUCCCAGAUGCCACACCCGCACCUCACCCUACAAGUCGGCCAAGCUCGCAGAAACGAUGGAGAAGAAUGUGGUGGGGAGGUUGUUGCAGGGGGUGCUUGACGAAGGGGAGAGGCAGAAGAGGAGGAAGUGGGAUUGGGAUUUGUUUGUGGUUCAUAAUGAUUUGUGGAGGAGGGCGAUUGUGAGGUUGGAGCAGGAGAGGAAGCAGAUGGAGGAGAAGCCGUAUCCGUUUACGAAGUAUUAUGCCAAGUGGAGGUAUUUGGAUGUGUGGAGUCAGGCGUUGCAGAGGCCUGAUGCCCAUUAUGACCCGACGCAAGAUUGUCUGAGUUGGUGCUCGCCGGUCUUGUUCGACCAGUGGACACGACAUCUGCAGCACGUACUGAAUCUAGAGAAACCUGAAUUUGCUUCAAAAAAGGACAUGCCAUCUGAAGAGGACGAUAUAGUCUGA
This is a messenger RNA of Coprinopsis cinerea okayama7#130, 1680 nucleotides long. RefSeq lists its product as hypothetical. The transcript has 5 exons. The coding region runs from base 1 to 1680 and encodes 559 amino acids. The record is from RefSeq and is a predicted model, not a curated record. Gene Ontology annotation, molecular function: O-acetyltransferase activity. NCBI's taxonomy places the organism in Eukaryota, Fungi, Basidiomycota, Agaricomycetes, Agaricales, Psathyrellaceae.